Messenger RNA from Neurospora tetrasperma FGSC 2508, 273 nucleotides. RefSeq lists its product as uncharacterized. The coding region runs from base 1 to 273 and encodes 90 amino acids. The transcript is spliced from 2 exons. The record is from RefSeq and is a predicted model, not a curated record. Lineage: Eukaryota; Fungi; Ascomycota; Sordariomycetes; Sordariales; Sordariaceae.
AUGAUCUACGGAUGCCUCCUGCAUCCCGCGAUUGGGCAGCCAAUGGGCAGAACGAUCCAGAAUCAUCGAGGCACCUGUUUGUCGUGUAGUCAUGGCAAGGCUGAACGAUGGGAGCCCAGGCACCCCACGAUCCGUCGACAACGUGCCCUCGGUGCUGCGCGUGCUAACUGUAUGCGCAUGGGGAGGUUCAUCGGAUUCGGCGAGGUCUCGACCGCUGCCAUUGCGGCCAGGUAUGAUGGACUCGGCGUUCGUCUCUUUGUCGACCUCGCAUGA